AUGGUGUUGUCUCCAAGAAUAUCCAAAAAGGACCCCGAGAUCCAUCCAGUCACAUCACAAAUUCGAGUGGAUGACUUGCACAUUCAGUCGGUGAUUUCCAACCAAUCCAUUGUGUUGAAUGUUGACCAUUACGUGAACGCCGAUGAGGCCAUGAUCUUGGCCAUGGGUUAUAAGCAAGAGUUCAAGCGUGAGUUCUCACUUUUGUCUAUUUUCGCCGUUUCUUUCUCUGUCUUGGGUUUGCUUCCCUCGGUCGCUGCAACUUUCGACUAUUCUCAAUUGGUGGUUGGUGCAUCUCCAUUGCCAUGGAUCUUAGCCAUGAUCGGUGUUACAUCGGUGGCAUACUCUAUGGCAGAAGUUGCUAGUGCAUUCCCAACCUCCGCUGGAACUCCUUAUGCGGUGUCGCAAUUGGCUCCAAAAAAAUGGGCACCGUUCUUGACCUGGCUUUGUGCUUUUUCCAACUGGCUCUGUCAGAUCACAGCAGCACCCUCUGUCAACUAUUCCGGUGCCUGGUUGAUGUUUUCGUUGGGUUCCUAUACCACGGGCUUCGUCCCCACCACUGGCCAAGUGUACGGAUUGGCUACGGGAAUUAUGGUGUCCCACGCUUUUAUUUCGUCCUUGCCAACAAAGUACUUGGCACAAUUUAACAAUUUGGGAACUGCCAUCAACAUGGUCUUCUUGGUGAUUGUUUUUGUUAUCAUCUUCGCUGGAAACGAUAGAGUAAACAUGUACAAUGGAACCAUUCCCAAAUUCAACUCGAACAGCGAGGCAUGGAGAUUUGAUAACCAGUCGGAGUUUCCAACUGGAGUGGCUGUAUUGGUAUCGUUUCUUGGUGUCAUUUGGGCCAUGUCUGGUUACGAUUCGCCCUUCCAUUUGUCAGAGGAAUGUUCCAAUGCUGCAGUGGCCGCACCUAAAGCUAUUUGUCUUACUGCCACCGUGGGAGGAGCCGUGGGUUUCUUAUUUAUGAUCGCCAUUGCCUAUACCGUGGUGUCUUUGGAAGGCGUGGCCGAGGAUCCUUUGCAAUUGGGUCAGCCAUUCGUUACAUAUUUGGCCCAGAUCAUGCCAAAAAAGCUCGUUUUGGUGUGUACAGCCUUGACUGCCAUUUCGUCCUGGUUUAUGGGUUGCUCGUGUAUGUUGGCAGCUUCCAGAGUGACGUUUUCCUAUUCCAGAGACGGAAUGUUCCCAUUCUCCAACAUCUGGUCUAAAGUGGACAGCAGAACGCAGACUCCAAUUUAUGCUGUAUGGAUCAACAUGAUAUUGGGUCAGCUCUUUUUGCUUUUAAUGUUUGGCGGAGACACUGCUAUUGGUGCCAUUUUCUCUGUGGGAGGUAUCUCUUCGUUUGUCUCGUUCACCAUGCCAACACUUUUGAAGAUUACCUACGCUCGCAACACCUUUAAGCCUGGACCAUGGAACUUGGGUAAGCUCUCCAUGCCAAUUGGUGCGCUCUCGUGUGCAUUUGUGUUAGUAAUGAUUCCAUUUUUAUGUUUCCCAACUGUGAAGGGUGCCGACUUGACCCCAGACCAGAUGAACUGGACGGUGUUGGUGUAUUUCGGACCCAUGUUGAUUGUCACCAUCUGGUUCAUGGUGGAUGCUCACAAAUGGUAUGUUGGCCCUAGACCUAACAUUGAAGAGUACAUUAAUCACGAGGAGGUUUUGGAUGGAGUGAGAAAUGAUUCAACGGGUCUGGAAGAACAGGAGAAGUCUUGA
Molecule: messenger RNA, 1704 nt
Organism: Sungouiella intermedia
Lineage: Eukaryota; Fungi; Ascomycota; Pichiomycetes; Serinales; Metschnikowiaceae
Source: the annotation of a GenBank genome assembly